UGCUAUUGGUUGCCGUUCGUCACGUGAUUAUUUCUGAAGAUGGCGUCUCCAAAUGGAGGUGAUGAUUUUGAGACUUCCUUGCUAAGUUUUGAGAAGCUGGACAGAGCAUCACCAGACUUAUGGCCAGAGCAGUUGCCUGGAGUUGCAGAAUUUGCAGCAUCUUGUAAAAAUCCUAUCACUAACUCUCCCCCCAAGUGGAUGGCUGAGCUAGAGAGCGAGGACAUUGAAAUGUUGAAAGAGUUGGGAAGUCUGACCACAGCCAACCUGAUGGAGAAGGUCAAAGGACUUCAGAAUCUUGCUUACCAGCUGGGUUUAGAGGAGUCCAGAGAAAUGACCAGGGGGAAGUUCCUGAACAUCUUGGAAAGGCCCAAGAAGUGAUUAAAUCGUCAUUUUCAGGCAUCAGGAUUUUGGGGAUUUUCAAGGCGAUUCUGUUCUGUGUUCAUUAACAUGUUCAGAACUUCACUGCAAAGUUCAAAGACUCUUAAGAGCAAAAAUGCUCUCACCCACUGAGGUCCUCAUAACACUCCUCAGUGCACCUGAUGUCCUCCAGAUGUGUUUGCUGUCAUGUGUAGUACUUUCAGCCUAAUCUCUCUGAGGCUUGGAUUAUCUUGAUUAAAUGCUUCCUAUUUAUUAUUCACUCUAUUUUAAACGUGAUUUGUUUCAGUUCUUGAAAUUGUAAUAAAUUUUUAAAACUAAAAA
Messenger RNA from Melanotaenia boesemani (Boeseman's rainbowfish), 699 nucleotides. It is a transcript of the gene lin52, whose product is annotated as lin-52 DREAM MuvB core complex component. The record is from RefSeq and is a predicted model, not a curated record. The transcript is spliced from 6 exons. Gene Ontology annotation, biological process: regulation of DNA-templated transcription. Gene Ontology annotation, cellular component: DRM complex. Bases 40 to 378 code for a protein of 112 amino acids. Lineage: Eukaryota; Metazoa; Chordata; Actinopteri; Atheriniformes; Melanotaeniidae.